Molecule: messenger RNA, 459 nt
Organism: Malania oleifera
Lineage: Eukaryota; Viridiplantae; Streptophyta; Magnoliopsida; Santalales; Ximeniaceae
Product: proline-rich receptor-like protein kinase PERK7
Exons: 2
Coding region: 1-459 (152 amino acids)
Source: RefSeq, a predicted model, not a curated record
AUGCUCAUCGCCGAACAACUAGUUGUCCCAACACCAGAAGUUACUGCUAAACCAGAAGAGGUCAAAGAAAAAUCAGAGGAAAUGGGCCCAGAAGCGAAGCAGUUAGUUAAUGAGGAGACUGAUACCAAUAAGGAGUACCAACAUGUGGUCCCUCACUCUCAAAGCCCAGAAAUCAUGAAACCGUCACUCCCACCUGAAUUAGAUGUCAAAGAGCCCAAUGUAAAGGCGAACCCCUGCAGUGGUAAGAUGAGAUGUACACCUGAUAGAGAGGGUGACCAGUCUGCUACUCCUCCAGCUCCCUACUACAGCAAUCUGCAACCACUAGGGCACGGCACAGCAACCACACCAACCAAGCUUCUCCAGCCCCCGAACUCCAGCAGCUCUGCAACUCCACCAUGCCCGAGCACCAGCUCCAUAGCUCCUGCCAUAGUCCCUGCUGCUGCCACAACUCCUCCGUAG